Messenger RNA from Fusarium proliferatum ET1, 1503 nucleotides. RefSeq lists its product as uncharacterized. The record is from RefSeq and is a predicted model, not a curated record. Gene Ontology annotation, biological process: transmembrane transport; basic amino acid transport. The transcript has a single exon. Gene Ontology annotation, molecular function: basic amino acid transmembrane transporter activity. Lineage: Eukaryota; Fungi; Ascomycota; Sordariomycetes; Hypocreales; Nectriaceae. Gene Ontology annotation, cellular component: fungal-type vacuole membrane. Bases 1 to 1503 code for a protein of 500 amino acids.
AUGAGUGACCUAGAGUCGCCGUCGGUUGUAUCGUGGCUAGGUGCUAGCUAUCUCAUCGCGACCGCUCUUGUCCAACCUCUGUGUGGUCAGUUUUCAGAUAUCUACACACGCAGGGCAUGUCUGCUAGUUGGAAGUGUAGCCUUCUUUUUGGGAAAUGUCACAUGCAGUAUUGCAGAGUCACUUGCGCUUCUGGUGUUUGGCCGAGCCCUAUCUGGAAUUGGAGGCGGUAUACUUACUAUCAUGGCCACUAUUGUUCUGACAGACGUUACUCGUCCUGAAGCAAGGGGUAUAUGGCAAGGCAUUAACAAUAUCGUAUUUGGAUUCGGCCAUGGAUCUGGAGGUCUUUUUGGGGGACUCGUGGCACAUCGCUGGUCAUGGCGAGUUGCAUUCGUGAGCCUUUCUGUUCCUGCGUUUCUUAUUAUGCUCGGGACGACACUCCUACCAGAACCAGCCAGGAGGCCUAAUCAGACCACUACCACUGCAUCCGUCGCAGAGGAGUCGACAGCCACUGGUAACGAGGAUGUCCCAUUGAUUCCUAAGCUCAACUCGCCCAGAAGAAAGGUUGACGCGGUGGGCGCUAUCCUAUUAUGCUUAGGAUUAGGGUCAUUAUUGGCAUCGAGCGAGCAGUUAGAGCUUUGCAGCUCGAACUUGGAUCUAAGGCUGGUUUCAUUUGGAUUUGUGAUUUCUUUCAUUAUGCUUGCCAUCUUCUCGUAUCACAGCGUCUUCAUGACACAAAAUGCCCUUUUACCCCUCCCGCUCCUGACUCAAUCACCAAGUGUUGGAUACAGCUGCCUCAUCACAUUCCUAUCACAGUUCGGUUUUACAAUUUCUGAGUUUUACUUGCCAUACUUUAUUUCGCUUCAAGAGCAUACCAAGAUGGAAAUUAUUGGCUGGUGUCUAGUUCCCCUGAGCGUGGGCGCAGCGGCAGGCUCUUUCUUUGCUGGGUCCCUUACAUCCAGAUUCAACACGUCACAUUUGUUGCUAGCCUCCUCGGCGGUUGCUUUUAUCGGAACUCUCGGGGUACCAUUGACUCCACACGGAACCUAUGCUCUGACAUACCAAUUAGUCUUCAUAUUCUUAUGGGGGUUUGGAUUUGGUGGCCUUGCUACUGCCAGUCUAGUGAGGAUGCUUGAUUCCACCGCCGUAAGCAUACAGGCUUCAGCAACGUCCCUGCUAUACACCUCACGAUCCCUCGGGGGAGCUCUUGGUCUACCAGUAGCAAGUUUCGUGUUUCACAUGGUCGGGCAACAGCAAUUUGAACGCCUUUUAGAAACGCUGGCGACAUCGGAAAACAGGCAAAGUCUUCUACCGCACAUUCGUGAAAUUGCACAAGCACUGCUGGCACAUCAACCAACCCAUAUUCGACUACCAAGUUCGUGGCAUGACAAAAUCCGCGACUGCGAGAUAUUUUCGGUCACUCUAUUGUUUAUACUUCCAGCAAUCUCAGGUUGGGCGUUAUUCAUGAUAUCCCUGUCGGUGAUUAGGCGACAGCGGUGCUCUUGA